GCUAACAACUUUCGGUUCAAAAAACCACCUUUUUGCUCCCCCCCCUUGUUAUACGUAGUACAUCUACGUUUGAUGAAUCCAUUCAGUCCUCCUUGACCCCCGCCGUCUGAAUAUAAUUGACAAACGGGAUAAGGAAAAGUAUUAACGGUUCACACAAUCAAUCCUCGGGAUCUCUGACUUAUGGGAUCGCCGUAGGGCCCAGGCUGACCAUGACUCUCGUCGAUAAUCCCCAGAUCAAGGGCGCUGAGUUGCUCUCGCCGCUGCCCAUCUACCUUCACGCAUAUGUCGCGCCGUUUGCCAUAAUAUGGCCUAUAUUCGCGAGAUACUUCUAUACCCCCGAAUUAUACGCGAAACACAUCGCAUCUUCUGAGUGGACCUUUGUUUGGUGCGGUAGCAUUAUUACUCUACAGAGCUUGGCCUGGCUUAGUACCAACUGGAGCGUCAAUUUAAAGGCACUCUUUACGGCUACCAGAGCGAAAAGGAUUGAGGAUGCUCAGUUGAUCAAGGUGAUCCCCAUCGCCAAUGCUGGUUCAGCUGAUAUAUGCAAGCUCAUCCGCGACAAGACUGGCGACAAAACGAACUUGUCGUUCUUGUUCCAAAAGCGCCGUUUCCUCUAUGACCCUGUCAAGCAAUCUUUCAGCCCCCUGACCUACGAAAUCGACGCCGAGCCGAAGCCUACGAUCGGGAAGUUUCAGAAGUCGAAAGGCAUUAGCUCUCAAGCCGAACUCGCAAAGAUUGAGCAAUACUAUGGUACCAACACUUUCGAUAUCCCGGUCCCCACAUUCACCGAACUCUUCCGAGAACAUGCGGUUGCUCCUUUCUUCGUCUUUCAAGUAUUUUGUGUUGGCCUUUGGAUGUUGGAUGAAUAUUGGUACUACUCCUUAUUCACCCUCUUCAUGCUCGUCGCUUUCGAAAGCACGGUGGUCUGGCAGAGGCAGCGAACCCUAAACGAAUUCCGAGGCAUGAGCAUUAAGCCAUAUGACAUGUGGGUUUACCGGCUGGGCAAAUGGACUGAGAUUCCAAGCGACAAACUCCUACCGGGCGAUCUCGUUUCUGUUGGGCGAACUAAAGAGGAUAGUGGUGUUGCGUGUGAUAUGCUUUUGGUAGAGGGUACCGCUAUCGUCAAUGAAGCCAUGCUCUCAGGUGAAAGCACGCCGUUGUUGAAGGAUUCUAUACAAUUAAGACCUGGCGAUGCUCCUAUCGACACCGAGGGCCUCGAUAAAAAUGCCUUUCUUUGGGGUGGCACCAAAGUAUUGCAGGUUACGCAUGGUAACCCUGACGAGGAGAAGCCUAAGCUUGCUUCUGGUGUCCCCCCGCCCCCUGACAACGGCGCUAUGGCCAUUGUGAUGAAAACUGGAUUUGAAACAUCUCAGGGUAGUCUUGUUCGGACUAUGAUCUACUCAACGGAGCGCGUCUCGGCAAACAAUGUAGAAGCCCUGCUAUUCAUUCUCUUCCUCCUCAUUUUCGCCUUGGCUGCCUCUUGGUAUGUCUGGGACGAGGGUGUCAAGAAAGAUCGCAAGAGGUCAAAGCUACUCCUUGACUGCGUUCUAAUUGUCACCAGUGUUGUGCCGCCGGAACUUCCUAUGGAGCUUAGUCUUGCAGUCAACACUAGUCUGGCGGCUCUAGCCAAGUUUGCCAUCUUCUGUACCGAACCCUUCCGUAUUCCCUUCGCUGGUCGUAUCGAUGUGGCUUGUUUCGAUAAAACUGGCACACUCACUGGCGAGGAUUUGGUUGUCGAAGGUAUUGCAGGGCUUGGCCUUGGUCACACUGGCACCAACACUCCUCGCGAAUCUGAUGGUGCUCACAGCCACUUAACCUCUGUCAAGGAGGCUGGAAUGGAAACCACCCUUGUGUUGGCUAGUGCCCAUGCUCUUGUCAAGCUUGAAGACGGCGAAAUCGUUGGCGAUCCUAUGGAAAAGGCCACCCUCUCGGCACUCGGUUGGGCUCUAGGAAAAAACGACACUCUCGCAGCGAAACCUUCCAUCACAGCCGUAGGCGGUACUUCCGGCACCGUCCAGGUCAAGCGCCGCUUCCAAUUUUCGUCUGCUUUGAAACGCCAGAGCUCUGUCGCCACUGUGAAUGCUGCGAACCCUAAGACUGGUAAUAAGAUACGCGGUACUUUCGUUGCCGUCAAAGGUGCUCCGGAAACCAUAAUGAGAAUGCUUGUAACCGUUCCCAAGGAUUAUGAAGAGACGUUUAAAUAUUUCACCCGACGUGGCUCUCGAGUGCUUGCUCUCGCGUAUAAGCAGCUUACCUUUGACAGCGAGCUUGGAUCUAGUAGGAUCAACGACCUAAAGCGCGAACAAGUUGAGGCUGAUCUUACCUUCGCUGGUUUCCUGGUACUUCAAUGCCCCUUGAAAGACGAUGCCAAGCAGGCGGUGCAGAUGUUGAAUGAGAGCAGCCACCGUGUCGUCAUGAUCACCGGAGACAACCCGCUUACGGCAGUACACGUUGCAAGGGAGGUCGAAAUCGUUGACCGCGAUGUCCUCAUCCUGGAUGCUCCGGAGCGGAACGAUGGUGGGGAGAAAUUGGUUUGGCGUAGCGUUGACGACAAGGUCAAUAUUGAGGUCGACGCGUCCAAGCCAAUUGACCCCGAAAUUAUCAAGACAAAGGAUAUCUGUGUAACUGGGUAUGCUUUGGCCAAAUUCAAGGACAACGUCGCUGCCUGGCAAUCACUUCUGCGCUAUACGUGGGUGUAUGCUCGCGUCUCUCCAAAGCAAAAGGAAGAAAUUCUUCUGGGUUUGAAGGAUAUGGGUUAUUUUACCUUGAUGGCUGGAGAUGGUACUAACGAUGUUGGCGCCCUAAAGCAAGCUCAUAUUGGCAUAGCCCUUCUCAACGGCACCCAGGAAGAUUUAACUAGGAUUGCAGAACACUCGCGUAACACAAAGAUGAAGGAGCUCUACCAGAAACAGGUUGAUCUCAUGAAGAGGUUCAACCAACCUGCGCCGCCUGUCCCUGCCAUCAUCGCCCAUCUUUACCCCCCUGGACCCUCGAACCCUCACUACGAGAAAGCAUUGGAACGAGAAGCACAGAAGAGAGGCAUCACCACCCAAGAGCUUGCAAGACUAAAUGGUACCAAUAUCGAAACGGUGACUAGCCCUGCGGCUCAGCAAUUGAUGAAUCAUGAUCCACGAACUGUUAAGCAACGUGAAGCUGCUGCUAAGGCCGCUGGUUUUGCUGACAAGAUGACAAGCGCAAUGAUGGAACAGGAAUUGGGCGACGAUGAACCGCCGACGCUUAAACUAGGGGAUGCCUCAGUUGCCGCACCAUUUACUAGCAAGCUUCGAAACGUCAUCGCCAUUCCUAACAUUAUUCGCCAAGGUCGCUGUACUUUAGUGGCGACGAUCCAGAUGUACAAGAUCUUAGCUCUCAACUGUCUUAUUAGUGCCUACAGUCUUAGCGUUCUUUACCUCGAAGGUAUCAAGUUUGGCGAUGGGCAAAUCACGAUUAGCGGAAUGUUGAUGAGUGUGUGCUUCCUCUCCAUUUCCCGAGCCAGGUCUGUCGAGGGCUUAUCGAAAGAGAGACCACAACCCAAUAUCUUUAAUUUCUACAUCAUUGGUUCGAUUCUGGGUCAAUUUGCUGUUCAUAUAGCGACGCUAAUCUACAUCGCUCGAUUCUGCGAUAAACUCGAACCUCGAUCUGAAAUGGUUGACCUGGAGGCUGAAUUUUCGCCGUCGCUACUGAAUAGUGCCGUGUACCUCCUGCAGUUAAUCCAGCAAAUAUCAACCUUCGCAGUCAACUACCAAGGCCGACCAUUCAGAGAAUCUCUUUCCGAAAACAAGGGAAUGUUCUGGGGUAUAGUUUCGGUUACUGCUAUCGCCUUCUCUUGUUCAACAGAGUUUAUCCCUGAGCUGAAUCAGCAGAUGAAGCUAGUGAAGUUCAGUAACGAGUUCAAGACUACCAUGACGUCCAUCAUGGUUAUCGACUAUGCUGGUUGCUGGCUCAUUGAGGUGGUGCUAAAGCGACUUUUUAGCGACUUCCGUCCUCGUGACAUCGCAGCCCGACGACCAGAACAGAACGAGCGCGAGAGGGCAAGGAAAGCAGCGGAGAAGGCAGUAAAAGAUGCCGAAGAGGAGAGGAAACGGAUAGAGAAAGUGGAAGAGUUUGAGCGCAAGUUGGAGGAGCGAAGAGAGAAGAUUCGAGAAUGGGGUCAAGGCACCCGUGCUGCGCGAUGAUUCUCCUAUUAUCUUGAUGCGUACAUACCUAGGUACCAAAAUUACUGCAUGAGAGUCAAGGAGGUGUCGAUGCAUAGACGUCAACAAUUGUAGACAUAUAGAAAAAUGGAGAUUCAUAGACGGGAACCUUUCACCACUCCAUUUUUCAUUCAGGAAUAUGGCAACUUAUGUACUCUUAUGGAUUGCUAUGUAUGCACACAUUACAUGUAAUAGUAUAUGGAUGAAUAGAACCGGGCGAACCUCGGGAGCUUCAAUUACGAA
Messenger RNA from Hypoxylon trugodes, 4436 nucleotides. RefSeq lists its product as uncharacterized. NCBI's taxonomy places the organism in Eukaryota, Fungi, Ascomycota, Sordariomycetes, Xylariales, Hypoxylaceae. Gene Ontology annotation, molecular function: ATP hydrolysis activity; P-type ion transporter activity; ATP binding. The record is from RefSeq and is a predicted model, not a curated record. The transcript has 3 exons. Bases 210 to 4175 code for a protein of 1321 amino acids. Gene Ontology annotation, biological process: intracellular calcium ion homeostasis. Gene Ontology annotation, cellular component: endoplasmic reticulum membrane.